AUGAGUCACCGUCGCUUCCGCCGACACACGCCUUUACCCUCCAUAUUCAUGGAUACCCGGACACGUUCUGCAUCCCCCAACACCGCCGCCGAUGACCACGCCAAACAUGCAACGCCACCCCCCGUCCAGGACAAGAUAUCCGCAUACUAUUCCCUUGUCUUUCCCCACUUCACCUUCUAUAUUCAAACUCUUUCAAUCACCAUCGGUCGCAGAUGUGCACCAAACGCAGCGACGUCGUCGACCUCGGAGCACUCACAGGUAGACGUGGACCUGGGUGCUUUGAAGAGUGUAUCGCGGCUACACGCCAAGAUAGAGUAUGAUCAGGACGAGGACCGCUUUGUCCUAGUCGUUAUCGGCCGCAACGGAGCCUGGGUAGACGGCGUUUGGUCUGGCUCUGGGACACGUACCGCUCUGAGUGAAAGGUCACAGAUUCAAAUAGCCUCAAGGACCUUCCACUUUGUUCUACCGCCUCCUCCUCCUCCUGAAGAUACCCCCUCUCCGAGCUCGCAGUCCUCUGCUAACCGACAGCGGUCGCCAUCCGUCGAUAUAACUUCCAUUUCCCCGCCAUCCUCCCAGCCAUCUCAUUCACCACCUCCACCCGAGGUCAAGCGUCCACCCCCAUCGCUGGAGCCACAGGCCCCGCCCAAGCCAAAACCAAAACCAAAGGCUCAACCCCAACCCCCACCUCAACCCCUACCCGAACUCCCGAAUUCAAAUUCUAUCGGAAAGUCGACGAAGGUCAAUGCCAAGAAGCGGAAGAAGGGUGAUGUUGACCCGCCGCCCAUUCUUGAACGGCCCAAGCCAGAAGAUAUACCCCCAAAACCACCGUUCACGUACGCACAGCUAAUAUACCGUGCCAUCAAGGAUAUUGGGGGUAAGGCAACUCUUCAAGAGAUAUGUAACUGGAUCAUGAACACGCACGAAUACUACCGGUAUGCUGAUGGGUCUUGGAUGAGUUCCGUUCGUCACAAUCUUUCUUCUGGUCGCGCAUUUCUCAAAGGAGAUCGAUGCGGUGGCGACAGGGGGAAGGGUUUCUUCUGGUCUGUUGACGAAAGGUAUUCUCAGACUCUGGAGGAGCAAGAAUUGAAGGUGCAGCAAGCCGCAGCCGCCGCCUCUCAGGGUGCGACGUCAGGGGGUGCAGUUGCAACCACCAAGAUCCGGAAGAAAGAUAAAGGCGCAUUGCUAGAACCAGCUCUCAAGCGUAGUGUCAAAGGCGAUAUGAAGGGUGCUCCCCUACCUCCUCCUUUGACGUCGUCGCCGUUGACUUUCAAGACGAUAGUUCACCCUACACCAGCACCGUCCGCCGCCAUCACGGCGGCUGGUUCAGCAAGUGCAAGUGCUUCUGGUGGUGUUAUCGGAAGUACCCCAGCUACAACUGGGGUGUUCGCUUAUCCCUCACAUCCGCAACGAAGAGUAAACCUCAACCAGCAAGCGUCUACAACAACAUCUAUUUACUCGGGAAUGCCGCUGACCGGUCCGAAUCCUUACGCUGCUCUUGCCCAGCCUGAUUGGGCAACACAUCCCAACGUCGGUGGUAAAGCACACUCCGCCUCUACGCCCGCGACAGGCCCUAGCAGCUCUGCGCAACCUCCUGUUUCCCAACCUCCGUUGGCCGUUCAAACUACUGUUCCAGAUGUUAUCAUUCCCAUCGUUCUUGGCCCUAUACCCCCAACACAUCCGGAUUAUGCCCCUGGCCACCCAAACAACUCUGCAAAGGAGGGUUACAUGGUCUUGCAUGAGCGAAAGCUUAUCCUAGACCCAGAUGUGUUCGCUGAGCUGACCAAGGAGAUGCUGGAACAGUUGGAGAAGAUGGGUGCUCCGACGGCGCUGAGUAUCUUGAUGGGGCAUAUGAUCAGGGCACUCAAAGAGAGACGAGCGAGAGAACGCGGGAAGGAGCGUGCACGACGACCGAAGGGUGCUGGGCGUGGAGGGGCGAGAAAGGCGGCGGCUGUCACGACAGCACCAUUCACGAAUGUGCCAUUGGAUCAGAAGCGGAAGUUAGCUAAUGCCAACGCUGCUGAAGCUUCAAGUAGUGGGAUGACGCCUGGUGGAAACGUGGACAUAAAUUCGCCAACGAUAGCGACUCGAGGAGCGUCGACACCAGCCAAUCCUCCCCCGGACGCUGCACCACCACCGCCUCCUUCAGCUGAUCCAGGGUCUCCUCUCAUCGUCGUCGAUGACGAUUCUGGCGACGAGGGCCCAGCAGCGAAGAAGAGGAAGGUUGACACCAGACUCGCUGUGCCCUGUUUUUGA
Cyclocybe aegerita is the source of this 2253-nucleotide messenger RNA. NCBI's taxonomy places the organism in Eukaryota, Fungi, Basidiomycota, Agaricomycetes, Agaricales, Hemipholiotaceae. The record is from the annotation of a GenBank genome assembly.